AGCCCUUCGCUUCGUGGAGUGCCGUCAUCGGUCAACUAUGGCACAACCCAACAUCACACAAGCACCACGAGCAACACUACCGUGAGCGCACGGCCUGCACAAGUGCAACACAACCCGCACCCACCACAGCAAUCUCCAAAUCCGCCCCCGAUCCCAUCCAAUCCUCCUCCAGAGUCUACAGAAUUUGCGGAAACGCUUAAGGAAUGUAAUCAAAGUCUUUGUGAUGUGCUUGAAGAGUUAGAGAACACUCCGGGUCGCUUCAAAGGUCCUGGUGAUCUCAUUGCUGAAAAGUUGGAGCGAAUUCGUGCAGAUGAUGGUGAAGUCAAUCGUAUACCCGUUCAACCUUCGAAGCAGCACACUGAACAGCGCACGACAACUGGACCAGGAGGUGCACCAGCUGCGGCUGCGAAACCAUUGGAGAGCAGAGGACAUGGCUCCCUUAAUAAUCCUGGCGGUCGAAUCCCGUAUUGCGAAUCUUGCAAACAGCAAAUAAGAGGUGCAUUCGUGUUGGCUACUGGAUUGGCGUGGUGCCCGGAACACUUCGUGUGCGCCUAUCGUGGAUGCGGUCGGACGUCUUCUGGAAUGUUUCGUGAGGAGAGCUGA
Messenger RNA from Cooperia oncophora, 603 nucleotides. The record is from the annotation of a GenBank genome assembly. NCBI's taxonomy places the organism in Eukaryota, Metazoa, Nematoda, Chromadorea, Rhabditida, Trichostrongylidae.